AUGGAGCACAAGACAAACGCGACGCCACCUCUGAAACGAACGGGGCGCCCUGCGCAUCCGCUGUGGGUCCAUUUCCACCGCGGCGAGAAGCGCAACCGCUAUCACUACCACGCGUUCUGCUCGUACUGCGUGGAUCGACAUGGCCUCGACCACGUCCGACCGGCUCGUGGCGUGUCCGUGGACAUGCUCCGCCACUUGGAAAAUUGUAGCAAUCGUCCGCCUCAAGUGGUUUUAGAAACAGCGAAGAAAAGUUCAGUCGCGCGACGAGAGCGUCCGAAAAAAGCGAAAAAAACGGCGAACGGGUUAGAGAGCACGAUCACUCGACUUGGAGAGCACAAGAGCCAUGCGCUGCUCUUAGAGACCGUGGAAACGACGUCAAGGACUGCAGAUGACGUGGUUGUACGUACAAUUGGAGCAGCAGAUGAGGCACCAGUGGACCAGUUAGUGACGGCAGAAGCGACACUUUGUGGGACAGACGGGUGUGUGGCAAACAGGGGCGAUGCCGAUGAAGAGAUACCAUUGAGACUAAAGAGUGGACCAGAUGCUGGACAUUUUUCAGCAGGUCAUGGCGUGGCUAUGUUCAUGAAAGACCAAGGACGAUCUGAUGCAAUGGAGAAGGAUGCUGAUGUGAUGACGAGAUGGAGGACGAGUGUGUUGCAGACGGCUGUGGCCACUGGCAUGCCGCUCUCGACUUUCUCGAACCGUGAGUUUCAGGAGCUCUUGCAGGUGCUUUGUCCUGUGAAAUGGGAGAGCAAAGAAGCGCUCAGCACCGUUGGUAGUCAAGCGUUUGUGGAAGAAACAGCUGCGAAAUUGGCGCAGCGACAACUGGAUCGAGUAAAAGAAGGCAUGCUGAACUCGACGAUCAAAAGUGGUCUUACCUUGAGUAUCACGUGUUGGCACACCCCGGAUCUACAGCAUUUGGCAGCUUUUACACUUGUUAACUCGAAUAGAGACGCUGCCUGUGUUCGAGUUGAAGAUUUAGGCGGCUAUGCUUUACAGCAUUCUUCCACUGAUAGUGGCAGCGACGUGUCCGCUUCGAUGGUGGCACCGCUGUGUCCAACACAAGUGCUUCCGCUUGCCCACGCCAUUAAAGAUGUAUUGCUGGAUUUGAAUGAAAAGGACAUUUGUGUCAUUGGAAUUGUGGCUGACUCGGCUGCUGUGCUGAGUGCAGCAAAGAGAGUCCGUUGCCAUGAACGAUGGCGCUCUCUGUUGGUUCUUCCCUGUGUGUCUGCGAUACUGUCAUCUUUAGCAGGAAGCCUGCUAACGCAUGACGUGUACAUUGACGCAGUGGGGCAGCUUGUGGAGCUAGCCGCUUUUUUCUCCAACUCACGGUUGCAAACAUCGCUGUGUGCUAUUUCUGGCGAAGACAACGCACUUAUUCCACUGCCCACAAGAAACCAUUGGUCUUCAUUCGUGAUUUGCCUAUCAAAGGUCUUGCAUUUCAGUGACGCUAUGACUGUGCUAUGUUCAAGUGAUGAGGAAGGAGUCUCAGCCUUGGUGCCGUUAGCACUUCGCGAACUUGUUUUGGGCAACAGCGGUCAACUCUGGAUAACUCUACGUAGGCUGGCCGUUCUUUUUGCCCCGUUGUGGGAAGCGUUCAACCUUUUGUUCCAGUCGAAACCUAAGCUGGGCGAGAUCAACCACGCUGACGACACCGACGACGGUUGCGCGACCACCGUACACGAAGGACUUACGCUUGCUGACACAAUGUACCAGCUUGGCCGCAUGAGUCAGCAGUACGCGGCUCUUGCACACACUGCAAACGCGGAUGCGUCGUCGAGCAAGAGUGACGAGGAAACGUCAGUCGUGGCACGCCAGCUACACGAGCUUCUGGACACCAUGUGGCAGCGCUACGAUUUGCCAACGAUGGUGCUUGCGUACGUGUUCGACUUUCACAUGGAUAUUGGGCGCCUCGACAAUAGCAACCGUGCACUUGAAUGGAAGGCCGUGGCAUCUUACUUUCAGCACUAUUGCAAGCGCUGGUUCUGCCAAUCACAGGUAUGUGAUGGUGAAAUUGAAAAUGGAUCGGCAGUGCUGGCUCCGGUAUCUGACGGCAAGGUCGAGGCAAUUCUUGCCGCGUACCAGCUCCGACAAUUCCCGUUUGAUGCCGACACCACAAGUGACUACGCCGAUGUGUCAUCGUUUUAUUCAUUCGUGUCGGACUCUCACCCAGAAAUUUCUGCGCUUUGCUGCCGCAUGUAUGCGGUCGGGUUGGCAUGUGCUGAUCUACGUGGCAUUAUUCGUGGCAUUGGUUUUUUACCUUCCGUUGCACAAACUACUGAACGUCCCAAGCAGGUAGAACGGCUACUCCAUGUGGGCUAUGCUUCUAGUUUGAAGAAAACCAGACGCACCGGCACUUCUUUUGGCGGUAGCAAUAUUCUACGUGAGCUCUUGCAAGCGAGUCGUCCCGAGGAAUUACUUUGCAGUUACGACGAUUGGGAAGCGUUCUCAAGCGACUGGAGACAGCUCCUGGACCACGAAAUUGCAAUUGACGAGUCGGAGCGGCUGCAACAGAAUAGCAGUAUGAAUGGCCACCAAAACAAGAACGACGAUGCCGUCGGCGUAUCGCUUGGUCAGCUUUUCUCUGGGGCGCUUCCUCCAUUACCUGCGGCAGUUGUAGUGGCGCCUUCACCUCAUGAUCUAACGGGGUCAAUAGCACAGGCAUCAGUCGCUUUGUAA
Peronospora matthiolae is the source of this 2679-nucleotide messenger RNA. The record is from the annotation of a GenBank genome assembly. Lineage: Eukaryota; Oomycota; Peronosporomycetes; Peronosporales; Peronosporaceae.